Cylicocyclus nassatus is the source of this 1063-nucleotide messenger RNA. NCBI's taxonomy places the organism in Eukaryota, Metazoa, Nematoda, Chromadorea, Rhabditida, Strongylidae. The record is from the annotation of a GenBank genome assembly.
AUGGAAGCUUCGAUGUUCGUACUCGCCGUUCUACUCUUGGAGCUAGUUGAAGUUGUUUUGAUGAUGACAGAUAUCACCAGUGGACAAAUAGUAGAAGGAUUUAGUAACGAAGCUUUGGCUUUACUAACCAUCGUCAUUGGAAGCUUUGUAGCAUGUGCAAUUAGUUAUUUCAUAAAAAAUAACAGAGCUGUUCGUAUCCAUCCUGAUCUAGUCGGAGAUGUACAAGGUUUUCGAGAAUCAUUCGUUAGAGGGCAAAGUGGUCGCGUCAACGAGGCAAGGCGGGCAGCAAUAGAACGUGAAGUUGGCGAUCAAACGUGCCCAAUCUGUUACGGAAACGCUCAAUAUCCUAUACUCACCAAUUGUGGACAUGUGUUUUGCUGUGAAUGUAUAAUGGGCUACUGGAGGCACUCUGCAUCGCUCAUCUCUCCCGUAAAGUGUGCUAUAUGUCGGACAGAGGUCACGGUUCUUCUUCCGUUACGCUGGCCUCAUGAUGAAGAAAAUAAUGAGCUUAGAGAAAACAAUAUUGGCCUCAAUGACUACAACAGAAGAUUUUCCGGAGAUAGACCUUGGCUGGAAUACUUUUACGAUCUACCUGUACUGAUUCCGUAUGUAAUACGCAACUUAUUUGACUUUAACGGUCUCAUGCUUAUGUUCAGAUUACGUAUAUUUUUCAUCGCCAUCGGGAUACUUGCCUAUAUACUGUCUCCUUUCGAUAUUAUUCCUGAAUCUGCAUAUGGAUUCAUGGGUCUGAUGGAUGAUAUAUUUGUUACCGUUCUGCUCCUUGUUUAUAUCGCAAUAGCUGUUCGUCAUUUCAUGGCGCGUAGAGGAGAAGCGCCGCCGGAAUGAGACUUACAGUGAUGACCGUCUUAUCUUUCUUUCAAUGCUAUGUGCACUUUUGAUUUACAACGUGUUUACAUAAUUCGGUGAUGAUACGUGUAAUCACAGUUCUGCAGCAGUACCGUAGGAUCAACUAGGCUUGCAUGAAACUCUUUUUUGUACUCUGCUUGUAUAUAUCUUGACAUAAAUCUAUAUAAGUAUUUGAAUCAGCGAAGUAGUACUAAAU